AUGGUCCUCAGUCAUUGCAUUUUGAUUUUUGAAGACUAUUUCAAAUAAUAUAUGAUUGAUUAAUGCAACCUAAGACUCCAGCAUCAUACUAAUCACCUGCUACAUUUCACUAAUUCGCAGCCAGCUAAGGUUUUGAUCAAUGAAUUAAGCUGGCUAAUUACUAGAAUCUUUAACAUCACUGCUAAUUCAAAAGUAAUUAUAGUGGGAGAUAUCAAUUUCCACAUUAAAAAACUGCAUGCAAUAAUCAAAAUUGAUAGUAAUUAAUGUAUCAGAUCAUGCUGUACUGCUAUGCAACUUUAAACCUACGAAGAGAUUACACUGAUGUUUGGUUUUCAAAUAUAGAAAAAGAAUAAACAGGGAUAAUUUAAGCAAUUUUAUCAACUUAUCAAGAAACCUGCCCCUUUAAAGAAACCUGGAAAACUAAUAAAAGCUCUCUCAAAGGGUACUAUACAAGUAACAAAAAGAAAGAUGUAGAACAUGAAGGGAAAAGGUUUUAUGAAGUUCUUUAUGCUGGCGAUUUAAACCAAGGUAAUUUGA
This is a messenger RNA of Stylonychia lemnae, 537 nucleotides long. The record is from the annotation of a GenBank genome assembly. Lineage: Eukaryota; Ciliophora; Spirotrichea; Sporadotrichida; Oxytrichidae.